This is a messenger RNA of Styela clava, 1269 nucleotides long. RefSeq lists its product as uncharacterized. Lineage: Eukaryota; Metazoa; Chordata; Ascidiacea; Stolidobranchia; Styelidae. The record is from RefSeq and is a predicted model, not a curated record.
AUGUCAAACUUUAUAUUUCGUGGAUGUUUUUCUAAAAAAGGAAGAAAGCAAGAACUUAAUAACUUCGUCAACAUUGAAUUGGCAGACAGAGAAGGUAACAAAUGUAUUUCCAGCAAUAGGUCUCCAAAUGAUAAUAUCCCUGUUAAAUUGAAUCCCGAGACCGCUCAAUAUUGGAGAAUAGAGCGAUCUGCCAGCGACGCGUUGUGGAGUUUUCAUAUUCUGUCCGAUCAUAAGAAGAAAAUGUACGUAACCUAUAACGACAGUAAUAACGAUGUCACACUGGAAUACGAAGACGAUAUAAAGCACAAUAAUGGAAUGAGAAGGUAUUUCACGAUGCUCCUUCAGCCCGAGCUCGGAUUACUUCUGCGGGCUGAAAACGCGUAUGAUAGAUAUCUGGGAAAGAAUAACGAAAUACUGGAAAUGGUAAAGACCGACACUCCAUCAUAUGAUUUGCACUGGCUUAUUGCAUCGUCCUCUGAAAUGAUAAAUGCUGUGAUUGAACCUUUUAAGGUGCAAAUCCAUCAACUGUCGAGUUCACAGAAAUGGAUGAGUGAGGGAGCUCAAAUAAAUACACCUAUCCAGGCCCAGCAACUCAGUAGUGAUCAAGAGUGGUUCAUUUCUAAAGGAGACAAUCAUACAAUAGGGUUUUCAGUUGAAAGUUUCAAAGCGAAUGAUCUUUUAACAUUUUCAGAAGUUGGGACGUCAUUCCUAAUCCAUACAUCUGGAAGUGGAGUACAUUUACAAUGCACUUCUAAUAGUCAGUAUGUGUCAGCUCCACCUGACAAUGGAGAUCUUUUACUCGUACCGAUAAAAGAGAUGGCUAGUCAGUGGGAUGUAGAGAUUAUGAAAGUGUUGUUGAGAAAAGACGGCGACAGCAUCAUUUUUCCCGCUCUAUCACCAAGGGCUAGAAAGUAAAAGGCUGGGCACCACUAUGAUGGGGAGCUAAUUUUCUUCAAAUGAUGAUGAACAAUUAAUUAUACUGUUAACGUGAAUAAAUCACUAACGUACAAAUAUUCAACCUAAAUGUCCUUUGUGAAAAACCGUUUCGUAUUAAUAGUUAUUAAUCAAGUUACAUAUAAUUUUAUGCAUAAAUUUCAUUCAUUUUCACUAUUUAUCUUCAUGUUGCCAAUUUAUCAAUUAUGUAUCUAAUAUAUUCAUGCAACCCAACAGUAAUAAGCAUAUUUAAUUAUGUCAGACUAAACAGGAAUGCAUUUACCUAAUAUAAAUAAGGCCGUAAGAACUUUGUUAAACAAAACGUACUGAAACACA